Messenger RNA from Pristis pectinata (smalltooth sawfish), 1838 nucleotides. RefSeq names its product PRELI domain containing 3A (gene prelid3a). Gene Ontology annotation, cellular component: mitochondrial intermembrane space. Gene Ontology annotation, molecular function: phosphatidic acid transfer activity. Lineage: Eukaryota; Metazoa; Chordata; Chondrichthyes; Rhinopristiformes; Pristidae. The record is from RefSeq and is a predicted model, not a curated record. Gene Ontology annotation, biological process: phospholipid transport. Bases 265 to 780 code for a protein of 171 amino acids. The transcript has 7 exons.
CCUGUGGGCGGGGGUGACGGUCGGGAGCGCGCCCGCGUUGCCAUGCACGCCUGUGGGCGGGGGUGACGGUCGGGAGCGCGCCCGCCGAUGGCGACUGCUGAACCGUACCCCCGCGGAGGAGAGCGGCAGCUCGGGCCCGGUGCCGGUUAACCGGCCGCUUCUGGUCUCGGAGGCCGCCGGGCCUGUCAGCGGCCGGGCCGAGCGUUGAGGGCUGCCGGCGGACGCAGCGGCCGGUUCCGCUGCCGGUGCCGCGCAAACAGCGACAUGAGGAUCUGGAGCUCGGAGCACUUGUUCAGUCAUCCAUGGGAGACGGUCAUCAAAGCUGCAAUGCGAAAAUAUCCUAACCCCAUGAACCCUAAUGUAGUUGGAGUGGAUGUACUGGAGAGAAACCUCGAUACUCGAGGGAGAUUGCAUAGCCAACGUCUGCUUUGUACAGAAUGGGGAAUCCCCAGCAUUGUUAUGACUAUUCUGGGUACAAACAGGACCACAACAUAUAUUAAAGAACAUUCUGUUGUUGAUCCAGUUGAACGAACUAUGGAACUUUGUUCUUCUAAUAUAACUCUUAGUAAUUUGGUGUCAGUGGAUGAAAGAUUGAUCUAUCGACCUCAUCCUGAGAAUCCAGAAAAGACUAUUUUGACCCAAGAAGCUAUUAUUACUGUGAAAGGAGUUAUCCUAAGUAGCUAUUUGGAAGGAUUAAUGGCCAACACAAUUUCUGCUAAUGCAGGAAAGGGGUGGGAUGCUAUUGAGUGGAUAAUUCAAAACUCUGAAAGUGUUAACUAACAGCUUUCACUUCUGCAAUUUGCAUUAAGCAGUGGGCUGCAAAGCAAUAGAGUGGGUAAUAAGACAAAUGAGACUGAAGAACUAGCACCGUCAGUGCAGGAAAGUAUGAAGUCACCAAUGGCUGUAGCAGCUGCUGAAGACUGACGAUUAGCCCAUGGUUGUACCACACUUCGCCCUCUAUUCAGGAAAUUCACUUAAUAACAUGAUCUGUGUUAUUUUGAGGUGGACAUCGUACUUUUUUUUGGGGGGGAAACAUUAUAAGCUACAAAAUUGACUUUGGAUGCAUCAAACAUCAUUCAAAUCAUUAAAAUAAACAGCCAGCAGGCAAGCCUGUGAAUGUGGAAUGCCAUGUUUGGGAUUAUUUAUAGAAAGUUGUGUUUUUGUAGUGUCUUUUGCUUGACAAACAUCCGAUCAACAGCAAUCUUCGAAAGGAUGUCUUUUGGUACAUGUGUUUUUUUAAAAUAAAGGGCCUUAUCCUUGAAAUGGAACCAGGGACCAUGGACAAGCAUAUGCACUUAAAGAACUGUGUUUGGCACUUGAUGCAUUGCAUUGGGUUAAUACUUGAAUGUGUAGUAGUUAGUGUUAAUACCUUACAGCUUUGAGUUAACAAAAUGUGUAUGUUUCAGAAUGAUGUUACAAUCUCAUAAGUAAAAUUUAUUUUAUUUUUGUCAUUAAGUUGAAAUUUGGUUGUGUGUCAUUUGUGGCAGAUCUUUGGAGCUUGGCCAGGUGGAAUUCAUAGGCAUUCUAUUAAUGUGGAGUAAUUUUGAUUGAAGUCAACUUAAGUAUAGUGUCUGAAUGAAAGUACUUUGACCAGUAAUUCAAUCACUUCAGCACAGGACUGUUGCUUUAAAAAUAUAACACUAUUUUGUGAAAGGCACACAUGUCAAAUUUUUAGUUCUGGAUUAAUUUCCUCUCAAAGCAGAAUUGUUGACAAUGGUUGGGUGAAAGGAUUGUCAUACCAAUCAGCUUUAAAUAUUCUCUAGGUUGACGUAUAGACUACUUUUGCAUACUUGUUUCUCAAAUAAUUUUAUUUUGUUCUAAUGCUUGUAUUUUCAAAG